AUGACAAACGAUGCCAAUCCAAAGCACAAGUGGGGAUCGGGGUGGCUAAGAAUGGACACAAACAGUAACAAAUCUUUUGCCAGCUUCAUGCUUCUCCUGUUUGCCACCAAAACCACCACCACCGACUUGGUGAGUUCUGACCCUCACCGCACCAGGAGGCUCACGAACCAGGAGGGCGACUUUUUAGACCCCGCCUUUUCACUACGGGAAGCUGGAUUGAAGAAUGGAGACACCUUAAUGGCGAUUGCGCAAAACGCACGGAUGGUCGCAAGCUCGGAUGCCUUUGCACUCUGGUGCUGUGGCGGGCGAGUGGUCACCUGGGGCGCCAAACGCGCAGGGGGAGACAGCACCAUGGUGCAGGAGCAGCUGAACAAUGUUCAAGAGAUCAAAGCCUCCGACUGGGCCUUUGCAGCCUUGCUGGCCUCUGGCUCGGUGGUUUGCUGGGGCGACCCCGAGUAUGGUGGCGAUUGUGGCCGGGUGGAAGAUCAGCUCCAGAGAGUGACGCAGAUCCAGUCCACGGCCGGUGCUUUUAGUGCCAUCCUAGACGAUGGAGCUGUGAUUUCCUGGGGCGACCCGAACCAUGGUGGAGACAGCAGCUGGAUCGAAGAUGAGCUUCAAGAGGUUCAUCAACUUCAAUCUUCCUACCGUGCCUUUGCUGCGCUGCUGUUGGAUGGCUCAGUUUGUGCCUGGGGUGACCCUGCCUUUGGCGGGGACUGUCAGCAGGUGAGAGAGCAGCUGGUGGAUGUGUGCGCGAUUCAGUCGAACUUGGGUGCGUUCGCAGCCAUUCGACGAGAUGGGUCAGUGGUGACCUGGGGAGAUGCCGAAGGUGGUGGCCAAAUGAACUUGGCCCUGCAAGGCGAGCUACGACACGUUUGCUGCAUCCAAUCGACUGCCUGGGCCUUCGCAGCGGUCGCGGGUGCCACGCGGCGUGUGGUGACCUGGGGACGCUCGGGCUACGGCGGCGAUUUGGCCCAGCAGCUGGAGGGUGUCCUGGAAAUCCAAGCAUCAGAGCGUGCCUUUGCUGCGCUGCUCAAAGAUGGGCGUGUGGUCACCUGGGGGUUUCCUGGCUUUGGCGGUGACAGCAGCAGGGUCCGAGAUCAGCUCUAUGACGUGCACCAGAUCCAGUCCACUGUCGCCGCCUUCGCCGCGGUGCGCACCGAUGGCUCAGUGGUUACCUGGGGUGACCCCGAGCACGGUGGCGACAGCAGCAACCUCCAGGAGCGCUUGGUGGAGGUCCAGCAGAUCCAGUCGACCUUGAGCGCCUUCGCAGCGCUGCGAAAGGAUGGCUCAGUGGUGACCUGGGGCAGUCGCUAUGGAGGUGGUGAUAGCGCCAAGGUGCAAGAUCAGCUGAAGGAUGUCCAGCAGAUUGCGGCCUCCAGAGACGACUUCGUGGCCAUGACGCUGGAAGGUGAGGUCUUUCGACGGACUCGAGGGUUUCGGGACAAGCCCACAUGUCUUUUGGUGGAAAGAUUUGGACAGAUUCGGAACGGAUCAUGGUAG
Durusdinium trenchii is the source of this 1500-nucleotide messenger RNA. NCBI's taxonomy places the organism in Eukaryota, Dinophyceae, Suessiales, Symbiodiniaceae. The record is from the annotation of a GenBank genome assembly.